CUCAUUUGUCUUUGUAAAAGGUCUCGUUUUUAAUCAUCUGUCGGAGCUGAAUUCGCGCAAAUGGAUCGAAUUCCUUUGUUUUUUUCACUUGGGUCUCUUUUGUUUUAUGCUUUUGUUGGCUUAAUUCCCAGAAAGUCGCAUUUUUGUGGAUAAAGAUGCAAUCUUUCUACGUGUCCUGUAGCACGGGGCAUUCACUUCGCAGCUCUCGAGCGAUGUCAUUGGUUGAGUUACUGGUGAUCUAGAGAUGUAAAAAAUUACGAUAACUUGUAGCGCAAGCUAAUGUGGGUCAAAAGCCUAGUCUGCGUCUCCACGCUUUUGUUUUCAUGGUAGAUGGUUGUAUAUGUAUGGUACCAUGUACUCCUUUUAAAAUUAAAUUUGUCUGUGGGGUAAUCCUUUUGAGGUGUAUUGUUGUGGAACUUGUUAUUGCCGCAUUUGAAUUAUGUAGUUACUUCUGCCGUUCUGCAUUAGAUGCGUUAGCAGAUAGAUGGUUAUACAGAAAUUAGAGAAGUGAAUGCUCUAAUGCACUUUACUCUGCACUGAAUUGUCUGUUCUGGAGUUGUCGCCUCUUUGAAAACUUUGCAGUGCAGAGCAAGUUCAGAGAGAUAGUUUUCAACUGAACCAAUGAAGGAGUAUUUUGAGAUCCCUUGGGCAAGCUUGAGGGCGAUGGUCGAGCCAUCUGUUGCUGAAAGAUCAGUUAUUGACCAUGGAGCUUACUUCACGAGUGGCCAGAUUGUCUGCUCUGCUGCUGUGGACAUUAGAGAUGGUGAAGUGUUGACUGCCGAUGGCUCCAGGUUCCCAUUUGACUAUCUUGUCAUUGCCACGGGGCACAGAGAUUCAGUUCCCAGAUCUAGAAGUGAACGGCUUAUACAAUACAAAGCAGAAUGUGAUAAGAUAAAGUCUGCUAAUUCCAUCUUGAUUGUCGGGGGUGGCCCUACUGGCGUGGAACUUGCUGGUGAAAUCAGUGUUGACUUUCCAGAUAAGAAGGUGACGUUGGUGCAUCGAGGGUCUAGGUUGCUUGAAUUUAUUGGUCCGAAGGCCUCCCAAAAGACAUUCAACUGGUUGACAACAAGGAGGGUAGAAGUGAUCCUGGAACAAUCUGUUGAUUUAACCAAUGUAUCAGAUGGCACCUAUCAAACAUCUGCAGGAGAAACCCUCAAAGCCGAUUGCCAUUUUUUGUGCACAGGGAAGCCAAUUGGUUCCUCAUGGCUUAGGGAGACUAUACUAAAGGAUAGCUUGGAUAAUCGUGGAAGAUUGAUGGUGGAUGAGCAAUUAAGGGUUAAAGGUCACAACAAUGUCUUUGCCAUAGGAGACAUCACAGACAUUCCGGAAUUAAAGCAAGGUUAUUUGGCUCAACGACAUGCAGAAGUUACCGUCAAGAACUUGAAGCUUUUGAUGACUGGAGGGAGAGAAAGCAAGAUGGCUACUUACAAGCCUGGUUCAGCAAUCGCUCUUGUUUCGCUCGGCAGGAAAGAGGCCGUGGCGCAGUUUCCCCUGAUAACAGUGAUUGGAUGUGUCCCUGGCAUGAUAAAAUCUGGGGAUCUGUUCGUGGGGAAGACGAGGAAACAACUCGGCUUGAACCCAUAGUCCUUUCCAUAGAGUUGGACGACUACAUGUAUGUUGAUGUUCGAAGUCAAUACUGUUUUAUUGAUCUGGAUAUCAGAUGUAAAGUCUCCUGAUCAGCUUCAGGAGCAAUCUCGACUCUAAGAAACAGGUUGAUUCAUAUUGAUUAUUGAAAUGUUCUCGAUUCUGUUGUACUCA
Molecule: messenger RNA, 1758 nt
Organism: Eucalyptus grandis
Lineage: Eukaryota; Viridiplantae; Streptophyta; Magnoliopsida; Myrtales; Myrtaceae
Product: apoptosis-inducing factor homolog B
Exons: 4
Coding region: 622-1584 (320 amino acids)
Cellular component (GO): cytoplasm
Molecular function (GO): flavin adenine dinucleotide binding; electron-transferring-flavoprotein dehydrogenase activity
Source: RefSeq, a predicted model, not a curated record